Messenger RNA from Blepharisma stoltei, 354 nucleotides. The record is from the annotation of a GenBank genome assembly. NCBI's taxonomy places the organism in Eukaryota, Ciliophora, Heterotrichea, Heterotrichida, Blepharismidae.
AUGGCUUACACAUGUCCAUAUACAGAAUGCAAGAAGCGCUUAAGCUCAAAAUAUAACCUAAAAAGACACAUAGAAUGCUGUCAUAGGAAAAUUAGAAAAUUUGAGUGCGAUAUCUGCUAUAAAAAAUUUUCAUCUGCACAAAACUUAAAAGAGCAUUUGUUCUUACAUGAAAAUUCCAAUCUAAAACCACUAGAAAAGCCUAAAAAUUUUGUCCCUGAGAGAGAUAUUAAUAUCCCAAUGCUCACUGAUAUGAUUUUUUGGUCUUACGAUCCAGAUUUAAGGCCAAUGAUGAAGGUGCUGCGUUUGUAUCCUUAUCCGCCUUUAGCGACGGAAGUGACAAAUUAUGAAAAGUAG